This is a messenger RNA of Cuscuta campestris, 739 nucleotides long. The record is from the annotation of a GenBank genome assembly. Lineage: Eukaryota; Viridiplantae; Streptophyta; Magnoliopsida; Solanales; Convolvulaceae.
ACCCAAAAUAUUUUGAUAUUUACUUUGGUAGAAUAUUAAACUAUUCAUUCUAGAAUAUUAACCCGUUGUUGAAUUCUAAACAUUUUAGCCUUAGAGAUUCACUUGUGAAUUCUUUUCUUUAGGUGAAGCUACAUUUUACAAAUGAAGCAUUGAGAGGGAUCGCGCGGAAAGCACUGUUGAAAAACACUGGUGCUAGGGGUCUAAGAGCCAUACUUGAAAGUAUAUUAACUGAUGCUAUGUAUGAGAUCCCUGAUGCUCAUGAGGCAGGAGAGCAGAGAGUAGAGGCUGUUGUGGUUGAUAAAGAUUCUGUAGGCUCUGCAACAGCACCUGGGCAUGGAGGUAAAAUACUUCGUGGAGAUGGUGCUUUGGAGGCAUACCUAGCUAAGACCGACUUAAAAAACAAAACGGAGGAAACAGUGGAAAUGGAGGUGCAGGACAGGGAAGCAGAAGUAUCUUCCAGAGCAAUGAGCAUGUAAACCGUCCAACCACAAGAUCAUCAUGAUUAUAUUGUGUAUGAACUGCACCUUAAUUGUUGUAAAUUUAUCAGUAUCCAUGGCUAGUGUAUUGUUCCUCUUUCAACACAGUUUGAGAGGGUUAUAGUCACCACAGAACACAAUAUAAGAAUAAUAAUGAUAAUAAUUUGACUGAAUGACGUGGAGGACAAUGUAAGUAUUAUAUCACAUUCUAAUUUUAUUCAAUAGCUGUAAAGUUUCGAUUGCAGUAAAGGGCAAGUGGGAUU